Iphiclides podalirius (scarce swallowtail) is the source of this 1725-nucleotide messenger RNA. The record is from the annotation of a GenBank genome assembly. NCBI's taxonomy places the organism in Eukaryota, Metazoa, Arthropoda, Insecta, Lepidoptera, Papilionidae.
AUGUCGUUUUCAUUUGGCUCCAAUAAUACUCAGCAAACGGCACCGUUUGGAAACUCUGCAAAACCUACUUUUUCUUUUGGAAGCACAAAUACUGCCACAACCAGUACUGCUGGUUUUGGUGGAUUUGGGACAGCUACAUCUUCUGGGUUUGGUGGAUUUGGAUCAACUGCCAGUAAUACAGCCACUCCUUUUGGAACACAAUUAGGUACUACACCAGCAACUACUGCACCAUCACUGUUUGGAGGUACAGGAUUUGGAAAUACUGCUGGAAAACCUGCUUCAGGUUUUGGUUCGGGUUUUGGUACAAACACAUUUGGCACUGGAACAACUUUUGGAACUGGAACUUCAGCAUUUGGAAGUGCAGCCCCCACAUUUGGAACCAAUACUUUAGGCUCAAACACCUUUGGCAAUACUGGUUUUGGAACUGGUACAACAUUCGGUACUGCAUUCGGAAAUAAGCCUGCAACCACUGGGUUCACAGGGUUUGGAUCAGGCCUCGGUAACACAAGUGCAUUUGGACAACAACUGCAGCAACAGCAGCAACAACAGCAACAACAACAAGGUCCCACGACUGCUCAUGAGGCACUCGUAGCAGCCGUAUUUAACUGUUGCGUAUUUGGUGAUGAGAGGGAUCAGGUGCUUGCAAAAUGGAAUCUACUUCAGGCGCAAUGGGGCACAGGUCAGGCCUACUACAACAGGAAUGCCCCUGCAUUGGAGUUGAAUGAACAAAAUCCACUCUGUCGAUUUAAAGCAGUAGGGUAUUCAAGACUUGCAGGAAAAGAAGAUAAAGAUGGUCAUGUAGCUAUGAUGUUUAAUAAAUCAGAGCAGGAAAUAAAAAAUAAUCAGCAAGCUUUCAUAACAAUGUUGUCUAAUAUACUUGGAAAUAAACCGAAUUUGGCUGUCAAUGUUGAAUCAAUUAAAUCUAUUGCAGAGAAUAAAAGUCAGGUGGUGGUGUACGUGGUGGACAAGAACGCGGGCGGUGCUCACGUGUCCGCCUCGGAGCUGGCCACUUUUCUGGGCAGCGGCAACGCCCGGAACAGCCUCAACUCCUCGGGCUGCUGCACCGUCACGGCCGCCACCAAGCCCACGCUGCAGAUGCUGGAACAUUAUCUGCAGACCCCGCCCCCCGGUAUGGACAUGCGGCUAUGGAAACAAGCGCAAGCUGAUAAUCCCGACCCGGACAACUACAUUCCUGUUCCCAUAAUUGGAUUCACGGAGAUAAAGUUCCGGGCGCGGUGCCAGGCGGAGCAGGCGGCCCUGCAGGCGAGCUGGCUGCGGCGCGCCGGCGACACGCUGGACGAGCUGCGCACCAGGCGCGUCGCGGCCGCGGCCAGCCUGGCGCAGCUCGCCGCGCGGCUGCACUCGCUGCGGCACGUGCUGCUGCAGGUGAUCGCGCGUCAGGAGGUGCUGGGCCGCGUGGGCGCCGCGCUCGGCCCCGAGGAGGAGGCGGCGAGGGCGCGUCUGCACGAGCUCUCCUCGCAGCUGGCGGCGCCGCCACUUUUCAACGGCCGGCUAAACGAGCUGCUGUGCGCCGUCAGGCUGCAACGUAGCGCCAGCUCGGGUGCACCGCACGAGCGCUAUCACUUGGACCCGGGAGCGCAAGAGGACGUGAAGCAGUUCCUAACGCUGCAACAGCGCGGCAUGGCGCAUUUAAUGGACACAGCGCAGAAGGACCUCGCCGCUCUCAACACCAUCGCGGAGGGCAUGUCAAGGCUAGUGCAGGCC